Messenger RNA from Carassius auratus (goldfish), 2772 nucleotides. Its product is annotated as ninein-like. Lineage: Eukaryota; Metazoa; Chordata; Actinopteri; Cypriniformes; Cyprinidae. The record is from RefSeq and is a predicted model, not a curated record. The transcript has a single exon. Bases 308 to 2536 code for a protein of 742 amino acids.
UCCACUUUCCUGCAGAGUUUAGCUCUAACCCCAGUCAACCUCAUCUGAUCAUGCUAAUCAGUGUUUCCAGGAUCAUUAGGAAAUCACAGGCAGGGAAGUUUGAUCAGGGUUGUAGCUCUCUGCAGUGCAUUGGCCCUCCAGGACAAGAUUUGAAGAAUCCUGAUUUAAAGGCAGCAAAGUCAUGCUUCUUACUUGUCAUUUUAAAAUAUACAGAAACCCCUAUCAGCUAUUCUUGUCUCCACUCUGCAAUAUGGUUGGUGCAUAUUUCUAUAAGGUAAUGUUAUAAGUUAUUGAUGUUGAUUUGGCCAUGUACAGGAGAGAGCUGGAGAAACAAUUCUCUCAGCGAAUUGAAGAGGUGGAAAUCCGUUUCUGUGGUGACCAAGAGGCAAUGUCUGAGCGUUUUCAGGUGGAUUUACAUAAACUCGAGCAACAUUAUCAAAAUGAGAUUGCAGCACUUACCCAAAAGCAUGCUGCAGAUCGUGCCCACUUGGAGGAGUCGUCAGUGGCAGCCACCAAGGAAGCAGAGCAACAGUGGAAUCUGUUGAGGGAGGUGCUGGAGCUAGAGAGGGAGGAGUUUAAAAAAGAGCGCCAAAGCCUUGAACUCUCACACAUGCAAAAUAUUAAAGCUCUGACAGACAAGAACCUACAGCUUCAGGCCGAGCUGGAGGCUUUCGUCAGUGUUGCUCAAUCCAAAGAAAUUGAGCUGAGCCUUCAACUCAAUGAGCUGCACAAGCAUGUGCAGGAUAGGAUGGAGGCCAAAGACCUGCUGUUGGCACAAGCAGAGCACAAGUCCAAUGAGCUAGAAGAGAUGUUGAAGCAAGCGGUGGAUGACUUUAUCCAGGAGCGAGCAGAGCUGCAAAGGAGUUUGUCUGCUUUGGAGAGUAAACGAAGGGAAGUAAUUUUAUUGUCUGAAAAUGUGGAGCUUGAAUGCAGAAUACAAGAGGAUGGAGAGCUUCUCUGUGAGGAAUUAAAGGACAACAGAGCGGCUCUGCUUACAGAGAGAGAUGCAUUGGCAUUGAGAGUGGUGCAGUUGGAGGAAACUUUGUUGCAUUUGACAGGAGCCACUGGAGAACAUUCUACAGAACCUUUUGGCAAACCUUGCGUAGAGUCCACUGUAGAAAUUUCUGUAGAACCCAACGAAGAUGACAGUGAAGAAACUGGCAAAAAAUCCACAGUACACCGCUUUGAUGAACUCAGUCCAAAAAGUCAUGAAGUCAGUCCAAAGCAUGUCAUAUGUGGGGAGUCUUCUUUAAACAGAGCAGAUGAAGAGGAGUAUCUGCUUGAAGGUACUGACCAAGAACUUGGAAAUCCACAGCUACUCCGAAGUCAACAGGUCGGAGUUAAAAAUUUUAUAACUUUGAACUGUUGUGCUGAUGUUAAAUUAGACAUAGCUUACAUAGAAUCUAACAACAGUGGAACAGAAACCCCUGAUUGUCCCAAAGUAGAGAAUGAAAAGACUAAUGAGAAUCUCAGUAAUCUUGGAGUGGAUGGUUUUGAAGAUCCAGAACUGAGAGAAGAGCAGAAUGAUAAGAGCAACGGCACAGAGACUCAAAGAGAUGACACUCUGAAGAUGACUGAGGUUUUGAAUUGCACAGAAACAAAAGUUAAUUUCUUUGCACAAUCUAAAGCUUCGUAUAACCAGGAGAGCUUGCAACACCAUGAAUCUCCAAGCAAACAUGACACCCAGGCUGAAUACAAUGGCAAACCAGUUGAACCUGAGAUGGAAGAAAGUCAAGAGGACAGUAUUCGUAUUACAAUUAUUAAAAAUGAAAUCAUGGCUUUUGUAAAGCAGGUUUAUACCCUAAAAUUUGACACAGAGCAGGACAAAGUGGUUGAUCUGAGUGAUGUGUGCAUGCAGGAGAUCCUUGACCUUCAAGAAACAGUAAUGCAGCCCAGCAAAGCUAUAGAAUGCAAUAGUUCUCAGUUGCAGAGCCCUAAAUGGCAGGAUCUGGAGAAAGAGAAUAUCACAACUCAAGUACCAAAGCACUUUAAGCAAAUCAAAGAUGUGCAACUUGCUGAGAUAAAGAUCUGUUUUGAGGAAAGCAUCCGAGAGAAUUUGAAGCUUGUAGAGCACAACAAAAAUCUGGAGAGAAGAGUCAAGAGUCUGGAGGACAAGAUGCACAUAGUCCAGGAUCUCCACAAACAGCUGACAUCUGUGCUAGAAGAGACUGCACAAGUUCGAAUGGAGAAUUCCAAACCGAAGGUACUUAUCCAGGAACUUGAUAUUCAGGAUAAGGUGCAGCAGUGGGACUCUGACUCUUCAGAUACUUCAAACAACUCAUUCCACAACUCCCAGCUGAAGCAGAAGAUUGCUGUGGUGACAGAGCUUGAAUUCUUCUGCUUGGAGUUUGAGAAACAGAACUCAGAACUAUGCCGAGCGCUUGCUGAUCUGCAGGGCAAAUCUCUUAGGAUCUAUGAACAAAUACAAGAGCAGAGGUACCAUGUGUCCUUGUCUCCUGUGUCCUGCUUCAGUAGAUCAGUAUCCCAGCUCUUGGUCCCUUCUGCUCCGUCACUUCUGCGUGAGUGCCUGUCGUAAACCCAACCUCUUUGGAGAGAUAGAGUCCCAUCCACCAUCAUCACUCCCUCCCACACACUUGUUACUUUCUGGUGGAGAUUUACUCAAGUUUUGUGACAUACCUGUUUUGACCCAACCCUUGUCUAAACUCUUAAAAAUGUUCAGUGCACUGUGGAGCAUGUUGUAAGUUUAACAGACUAAGGGGCUGUUUACACCAAGCCUUAAUGCAAGUAUGCAGUUUUGUACCACCAAGUAGA